Messenger RNA from Didymodactylos carnosus, 426 nucleotides. The record is from the annotation of a GenBank genome assembly. NCBI's taxonomy places the organism in Eukaryota, Metazoa, Rotifera, Eurotatoria, Philodinida, Philodinidae.
AUGAAGAGGAAUCUUCUCGUUCAACUCGACGAAGGUCGACUGAGCUCGGAAGUGUCGACGGGAGCGAUGGAAGAGACAUCGAUGAAUGUAAACGGAGAAGGCGUUGGAGUCCGCCUUGACGAUCGGCGUGAAUCUCGGCCCGCGAAAGAGAUGGACAUUCUCGUGUUCGUGUCCACCGACAAUCAAAUCGAACUGAGGAAAACUCUCGGCCAGACGAAGAUCGGUGGACAAGUCGAGAUGCGUCAAGGCAAUGACAACGUCGUAAGACGAACGAGGAAUCCCGUGAAGGAAUUCUUCAACGAAGGGAAUCAACGACGAUUGAUUGACGAUCGUCACGUAAGAUUUGAUCACCUCGAUCGUCAAGCCGAGACAAAGAACUGGAAGCUCGUCGAUGAAGAGAAUUUUGAACGGCAGAGUCGAGGGUGA